Messenger RNA from Gryllus bimaculatus (two-spotted cricket), 243 nucleotides. The record is from the annotation of a GenBank genome assembly. NCBI's taxonomy places the organism in Eukaryota, Metazoa, Arthropoda, Insecta, Orthoptera, Gryllidae.
AUGGAUGUUUGCUUCUCUGAUGCAUGGAUGCACGGGUACACGUACGGCAGCAUGUUCGCGCGCGUGUGGGGCGCGGCGGCGUUCCGGGGCGCGUCGGGCCGCGCGGCGCCGGCGCCGCACCUGGCGGAGCGGCUGGGCAACGUGGGCGCGUGGCGGCGCCGCCAGCUGGGGCCCCCGGGCGAACCCCGGCCCGCGCCCCGCGCGCUCGUGCUCACUGGUCUGGGCGCGCUACGCACUUUUGAG